GCGGCGGCCUGUGCCUGUGCUGGUAGUAACCAUUUCAUCGUGGACACCUCUGUGCACAGGGUGUCCAUGAUCAACUUUCAACACAUCUUCUCACCAGUGCAGCAGAGGCAGCAUUGCCGUUCACACGCGAGACGACAGCAAGCAUGAGCUUGUCGCCUUGUCGGAACACCAACCCGAGCACGGGUUCCACCACAAAAAGCAGCUCCCUCUUCUCGCAUGCAUCAAACACAGGCACAGUCACCCACGACAACAGCAAGAACGACGACACGACAAACAGCAACAAGACUGGCAGCAAUCGCGAGGAGCCCACCAAGAGCAUAGCCACGACCACGGCCACCGAGACCGGCAACAACAACAACAAGAACAAUAACACUGACAACAACGACGACAACACCCCCGACAACACCAGCGACGACAGCGACGACAACAGCACCAGCGGACACAAAGAGACCGCCAACACGCUUGCCACACCGCCAGAAGACGACGACACUGACAUGUCAGCGAACCCGCCCACGUCGCCAAGGCCGCCCUCUGCAGACCAAGGGCAACCGCAAGAACAAGAGCAAGAGGAGCAGCAUCUGGCGGGCGGAUCAACGUCCUCAAAGCGCAAGCAACGCAAGAGGCACGUCCGCAUUGCCCAUGCCCACGACAGCCCUGCCUCGGCGGGCGCACCAGAUGCGAUGCGCAUUUCCCGGCGAUCGCUCAGGCGAAGCGUCAAGAGCAUCAAGCAAGUCGGCCCUUAUGCUGUGGGCGACAAGAUUGGCGAGGGCAGCUACGGCGCCGUCCACGUGGCAACGCACUUGCCGACGGGACAAGAGGUUGCACUCAAGUUCAUUGACCGGCGGAAGAUCAAGGAGAAGUACAUCCACGAGAACCUGGAGCGGGAAGUGAGCAUCAUGCAGCAGCUCGAACACCCCUUUGUCAUCAAGCUGCUGCAAGUGGUUGAGUUUGACGACUACAUGUGCAUCGUGACGGAGAAGGCGGAGGAGGAUUUUCUGACGAUCCUCGUUGAUUCGGGCGUCAUCGCAGAGGCCAGGGCCAAGAAGUACGCCGCACAGCUCAUGCUCGCCGUGCAACACCUGCACCAGAAAGGCAUUGCACACAGGGAUCUCAAGGUUGAGAACAUGAUGCUGGACAAGGCAGACCACGUUAAACUCAUCGACUUUGGGCUGAGCAAUCAGCUGACGCCGGCAAAGCAGCUGUUCACGACGUGUUGCGGAUCACUUGCAUACAGCGCGCCAGAACUGCUUGGGCAGAAGCCAUACUCUUUCUCCGUCGACGUCUGGGGCAUCGGCAUCUGCCUGUAUGUGAUGCUGACGGCUCGUCUUCCCUUCCAUGCAGAGAGUUUGACACAGCUGCACGCGAACAUUUUGGAGAAAAACUACACGCUUCCAUCGUCAUUCUCAGACGACUUGAAGGACUUGAUCACGCGGUGCUUCGAAUUCAGACCGAACAAGCGCAUCACCCUUGACGAGAUGCUGGCGCAUCCCUGGGCGGCGGAGGCCGUGGCGGAAGCGCGAACGCGAGCAGACCGCCUCAUAGAGAUUGACGACGAGAUUGUCAAGCGAAUGACCAACAUGGGCUACGAGGAGCCAGAAGGGCUCAAGGAAUCCAUUCUCGCCAACAAGUGGUCGUCGACAUAUGUCACAUAUCAUCUCUUCAAGCAAGCAAAACAGUUCCACAAAAAGAAGAAGCCACACCUUCGCGCCACCAUGUCAUUGCAGGAAAUACCAUCACUACCCAAACCGGGUGGCCCACAUGCGCGACACUCGACCAUGUCACCAAAACGCCACACCGCCGCCAACGCGAAUGCGAGUGCGAAUGCGAAUGCGAAUGCGAAUGGCAGCGGCGGCAGUAAGCAGCACACGCGUUAUCGCUCAACACGGCGAGCACAAACACAUGCGCGGGGGAGCGGCGAAGCAGACACAACACCGCAAUCGCUAUCUCCUGCUCGCCACCAUCACCAGCAACACCACCAACACCACCACCACCAGCAGCAGCAGCAGCAGCAUUUGUUACAGCCGCUGCACCCGCAUCCCCCAACGGCGCCCACGGACAAUGGCGAGCAGCACGAGCACCAGCAGCAGCAGCACCACCACCGCUUCCGGCACACGUCGCAGGAGGGCGAGCAGGGGUGGAGGGAUGGUCGGCGGAGUGACGGUCGCAGUGGCCGCAGUCUGAGCACAAGCACGAGUCCACGGCGAUGGCCGUCUGUACACAGCCGCUCCAGAGGCAGGAUGGCGAGCGAGGGGCGUGUCAGCCAACAGCAGCAGCAGCAGCGUCCAUCGCAGCAAUCACAGCAGUCCCAACUGUCACGGCAAUCACAGCAGUCCCAACUGUCACGGCAAUGGCGCGACGGCGAAGGUGAUGGCGGCAGUCGCAGUGAUGUGUUUUCAACAGAUGCGGGUGAGAGGGUGAAAGCGAGGCCACAGCACGGACGCCGACGCAGAAUGGACGGAGACAGCAGCAGUAGCGCACAGGGCAGCAACGCGUUUGACUUCAACUCUGGGCAGUGGGAGGACUCUGUCUCUGGCGGUGUGCACAACAUCACGAUUGAUGACGACGAUGACGAUGAUGAGCGGAGGAGUCAGAUGACAGGCAACAGUUCACGGCGUGACAGCUACCAGGACUUGUUGCAUGUGUUGCAUCAUGACAUGAGCAGCAUGGACGAGCACAAGAAGCGCCGGUCGUCCCUCAAUGUGCCGUCGGUGUCAAGUCUUUCCUCCACUGCCAGCAUCGCCAACGACGGCCGGCCCAUCUCCCGUGAUCGCAAGAGGUCCAACAGCAUGAUAUUGCUCAACAAGACGCCAUCGUCACACGACACAAUCCCCGCCCCUCCCUCGCCUGACUUGAGUCCCGGGCGUUCGUUUGAGCGCGCCCGCCCAACUGCCGCUGUUGGCUCACGCCAGGGCCGACACGGCAGCCAGCGACGACGAUCACCACACCAGCCAGGCACUGGCGGCACUGGUGGUGGACAGCAGAUGGGAAGAGGGAGGGAUGAGCUGUCAUCCCCCUCUGGCAGGCGCGCACCGUCGCCCCCUGCCCGGCCGUCACCCUUCCACCGGUCCGUGAGCAUGCUCGGUCCCUCCACUGCUCUCUCGCAGGCAGCAUCCUCCACGCGCGCCCGCAACCGCGACACGGGCAUGAGGAGAAACAAGUCGUCAACAAAUGUACAAGACGAGUACACGGCGUCACUUCGUGGCCUGCUCUCCCUCCUCAAUAAGGCCGCGGCGGCCGGGUCUGAGGAGAAGAAGCAGGCGUGCAUUGAGCGCGUGAAUCAGGGCAUGUACAAGUGCUUACGGGCAGCGCCUGACGCCUCGUUCGCCAAGGACGCGCUUGAUAUCGGAUGGACGCUCACGGGUCUCAAGCCAACGACGGACUUGGAUCCUCUCAUUGAUCUCGUGGAAGACACAAUUCGAGGCCCAAGACGCGGUGACGGCGAUGGCGCUGGCAUGUCACCGAUUUCCCCAAAUCCACCACGACGGCCUAAACCGACACGCGCCACGUCCACCAGCACCGGCUUUGGGUCGUCCCAGUUGCACCCACACCAGCUGCACCCACACCACCAUCUCCACCACAACCACCACCACCACCAUCAUCACCACCAUCAGAACACGCCCCACAUGAGCCGGUCGAAAUCAGGCACAGACGUUAUGCAGACGUCACUCCGCGCCCCAUUCCGCCCCCUCCUCUCGCCUACACCGGAGAGGACGCUUCCAGACAUCAACAGCAAAUCACCGUCACCGCUGCCUCCGGGCCGCGGGAAUGCUGGUGGUGCCGGCAACACCCGCGCCACCAACGCCAACAGCCCCGUGUCGUUCUUGGACGACUUGCAGUCAUCCGGUGACCCCUCACCGCGUCGCACGCUGCCGAACGCGCCAAAGCCAAACGUGCACCUGAGCACACAGCACCAGCGGCACAUGCGCCCCUCGUCCACCUCACAUCUCCGCCCACUCUCACCAGGGCGGCAGGGCACCCCUACGCCACCGCCACCAACAACGCUGCACCCCAUCUCGCAGCCAACGUCGCGCGCGGUGUCGCCAGGCCGCGCACUCCGCAGCGGCAGAAGUCCGGGCCAAUGAGCAGCAUGCUGCCGUUGUUGCCACAGUGCACUGCUUCCGUUACCAUCGUGACGCGGACGCUUAGCUUCUUCUUGACUCUUGUUAUGACACCUGUGACAGCAAUCAUGCUCGGUUACAGGAACACACACGCAAUCCCCGCUUUCACGGUGUUUGCUUUUGCUUCUUUCUUGUUCUUUCCUGCUGCGCGCACGCACGCGCGAAUGCAACCACAGCUUCAUUGCUUCUACGUGCCACUCUACGCUUCUCGCUACUCGUUGACCUGCAUGCCCUUGAAUCUUUCUUUAUGUAAUGGAUGCGUGAUUCAAUUUGCUAACACACGUUGCGUUGCCUUGUUGCUUUCUGCCCUGCCUUUUGGAUCUCUUUCAUUGAUUGACUGCUUGCUUGAUUGAUUAUGUUAUGGACCGCCUUUUGUUGCUCUUUUUUUUUUUUUUUAUCUGUAUGCUGCGCUCAAAGGAGAGCCAGCACGCCACUUACACUAAACCACCACCACAACAACAUCGACAACACCGACAACGAC
Messenger RNA from Salpingoeca rosetta, 4599 nucleotides. Its product is annotated as CAMK/CAMKL protein kinase. Bases 144 to 4082 code for a protein of 1312 amino acids. Gene Ontology annotation, molecular function: ATP binding; protein kinase activity. NCBI's taxonomy places the organism in Eukaryota, Choanoflagellata, Craspedida, Salpingoecidae. Gene Ontology annotation, biological process: protein phosphorylation. The record is from RefSeq and is a predicted model, not a curated record. The transcript is spliced from 24 exons.